UACAAUUGCUUAGGAAGGAUCCGGCCCUUCUUCAGAGGCGAGCGGGGCUGCGGUUUCUGCUGCUUGUCAGGGAAGGCUGUGUCUGGGGGCAUGCUGCUUGCUAGGCAGCUCCAGGUCCGGAUUCUACUGCAUUAGUUAGUUCUCCUUGUCGUCUGAAGCAAUCGCCCGGCCGCCGGCUCCCUGUACAGACCAGCCAGAGUUCCCCAGGAGUCUUCUUGGAAGAGCCCCCAACAUCAGAACCAUGGGGCAUCCCCCGCUGGAGUUCAGCGACUGCUACCUGGACAGCCCCGAUUUCCGGGAGAGGCUCAAAUGUUAUGAACAGGAACUGGAGAGGACCAAUAAAUUCAUCAAAGAUGUGAUAAAAGACGGGAACGCGCUUAUCAGUGCUAUGAGAAAUUACUCUUCUGCUGUUCAGAAAUUCUCCCAGACGCUGCAGUCCUUUCAGUUUGAUUUUAUUGGAGACACUUUGACUGAUGAUGAGAUUAACAUUGCUGAAUCCUUCAAGGAAUUUGCCGAAUUGCUCAAUGAAGUAGAAAACGAGAGGAUGAUGAUGGUACAUAAUGCUAGUGAUUUGCUGAUCAAACCCUUGGAAAAUUUCCGGAAGGAACAAAUAGGCUUCACCAAGGUAUAUUUUUUUCUCUAUGUAUAACAAAUAUUUUUUAUAGAAAUU
Messenger RNA from Tupaia belangeri chinensis (Chinese tree shrew), 670 nucleotides. RefSeq names its product oligophrenin-1-like. NCBI's taxonomy places the organism in Eukaryota, Metazoa, Chordata, Mammalia, Scandentia, Tupaiidae. Gene Ontology annotation, cellular component: terminal bouton; actin cytoskeleton; dendritic spine. Gene Ontology annotation, biological process: regulation of endocytosis; regulation of synaptic transmission, glutamatergic; negative regulation of proteasomal protein catabolic process. Gene Ontology annotation, molecular function: protein binding; GTPase activator activity. The record is from RefSeq and is a predicted model, not a curated record. The coding region runs from base 242 to 649 and encodes 135 amino acids. The transcript has 5 exons.